UGUGUGUGCAUAUGUGGGGGUGUGAGUGUGUGAGAGGAAGCGGGAGUGCGUGCGUGUGUGAGUGUGUCCGUGUGUGUCUGUGUGUGAGUGUGUGUGUGUGUGAGUGUGUGUGUGUGAGUGAGUGAAUUCCAGAUUUUCUGUCUUUCCCAAACCCGCGCCUGUCCUCUCGCAUAUCACUCACAGACGGGAUCUGACAGCAGCCACAAACCUACAGUGAGUGAUCUCUCCCCCCAGCGCGGAUCCGCCAUAGAGAUCGGCCAGGAGGAGGAGGAAGAGGAGGAGGUGGAGGAGGAGGGAAAGGGGAGAAGGAGGAAGAAGAAAAAGAAGAAGAAACCACUACCUUCCCAGGAUCGCCUUUUUUUUUCUUCCUUAUCUUUACGCGCGCGUGUGCGUGUGGCGCGUGUGCGCCCCUCGUCCCUUCCAUCCGAACCCGGUCUUGGAUGUUUAAUAAAGAAAUCAAGUGUCUCAACAGUCACAAAAAAAAACCAAAACCAAAAAAAAAAAAAAAUCCAAAAAAGCAAAAACAAAAAGAGAGAGAGAAAGAGAGGAAAAAAAUUCAAAACAAACAAACAAACAAGGCACAGCCAACCUCUACUUCAAACCAGCCGGCACAAGCCACCCGGGUCUGCCACCCAGGAGGGGGGUCUCUGGCCCGCGGUGGAGGAGUUGCAGGGGGGAUCGUCGGGGGGACAGAGGCCGAGACGCCCUAGGAGCCACCGGGCAGGAGGCGGAGGAGACCCGGCAGGCGAGCGAGACCGCGGGCCCCGCGCGCGGCUGGGGCUGGGGCGCCAGAAGUGGGACUGGAGCGAAGUUGAGCGAUGCCAAGGAGGAAACAGCAGGCACCCAAGCGGGCGGCAGGCUACGCCCAGGAGGAACAGCUGAAGGACCAGGAGGAGAUAAAAGAGGAAGAGGAAGAGGAGGAAGACAGCGGUUCCGUGGUUCAACUCCAGAGCAGCAAUGACCCCGGGACAGACGAGGAGCUAGACAUGGGCCCGGAGCCGAAGGGCUGCUUCAGCUACCAGAACUCCCCAGGCAGCCACUUGUCCAACCAGGACGCGGAGAGCGAGUCUCUGCUGAGCGAUGCCAGUGACCCCGUGUCCGACAUCAAGAGCGUGUGCGGCCGGGAUGCCCUGGACAAGACAGCCGGAGCUCGGCCCAAGCUGCCCGGGGAAGCCCACAACUGCAUGGACAAAAUGACGGCCGUCUAUGCCAACAUCUUGUCUGAUUCCUACUGGUCGGGCCUGGGCCUGGGCUUCAAGCUGUCCAACAGCGACAGGCGGCAUUGUGACACCCGAAAUGGCAGCAGCAAGACGGAUUUUGAUUGGCACCAAGACGCUCUGUCCAAAAGCCUGCAGCAGAACCUGCCCUCCAGGUCCGUGUCGAAGCCCAGCCUGUUCAGCUCGGUGCAGCUGUACCGGCAGAGCAGCAAGGCGUGUGGGAGCGUCUUCACCGGGGCCAGCAGGUUCCGCUGCCGCCAGUGCAGCGCCGCCUACGACACCCUGGUCGAGCUGACCGUGCACAUGAACGAGACGGGCCACUACCAAGACGACAACCGCAAAAAGGACAAGCUUCGGCCCCUGAGCUACUCCAAGCCCCGCAAGCGGGCCUUCCAGGACAUGGACAAGGAGGACGCCCAGAAGGUGCUGAAGUGCAUGUUCUGUGGCGACUCUUUUGACUCCCUCCAGGAUCUGAGCGUCCACAUGAUCAAAACGAAACAUUACCAAAAAGUGCCUUUGAAGGAGCCAGUCCCCACCAUUUCAUCGAAAAUGGUCGCUCCGGCAAAGAAACGCGUCUUUGAUGUCAACCGGCCGUGUUCCCCGGACUCCACCACGGGCUCGUUCGCAGACUCGUUUUCGUCCCCGAAGAGCAGCAGCCUGCAGCUGUCCUCCAACAACCGCUAUGGCUACCAGAACGGCGCCAGCUACACCUGGCAGUUCGAGGCCUGCAAGUCCCAGAUCCUGAAGUGCAUGGAGUGUGGGAGCUCCCACGACACCUUGCAGCAGCUCACCACCCACAUGAUGGUCACAGGUCACUUUCUCAAGGUCACCAGCUCUGCCUCCAAGAAAGGGAAGCAGCUGGUGUUAGACCCGCUGGCGGUGGAGAAAAUGCAGUCUUUGUCGGACGUGCCGAACAGUGAUUCUCUGGCUCCCAAGCCAUCAAGUAACUCAGCUUCGGACUGUGCAGCUUCUACGACUGAGAUAAAGAAGGAGGGUAAGAAAGAAAAGCCAGAGGAGGCCAACAAGGAGGAGAAAGCCGUGAAAAGCGAGGACUAUGAAGACCCUCUACAAAAACCGUUAGACCCUACAAUAAAGUAUCAGUACCUACGGGAGGAGGAUCUGGAAGAUGGCUCCAAGGGUGGAGGGGACAUCCUGAAGUCACUGGAAAACACUGUCACCACAGCCAUCAACAAGGCCCAAAAUGGGGCUCCCAGCUGGAGCGCGUACCCCAGCAUCCACGCCGCCUACCAGCUGUCGGAGGGCACCAAGGCCUCCUUGCCUCUGGGCUCCCAGGUGCUGCAGAUGCGGCCUAACCUCACCAACAAGUUGAGGCCGAUUGCUCCCAAGUGGAAAGUCAUGCCCCUGGUUUCUGUGCCCACGAACCUGGCCCCAUACACUCAAGUGAAGAAGGAGCCAGAAGACAGAGAGGAAAUAGUGAAGGAGUGUGGGAAAGAGAGUCCCCGCGAAGAAGCGUCAUCUUUCAGCCACAGUGAGGGGGAGUCUUGCUCCAACAGCGAACCCCCUUCCGAAUCCAAAAAGCCUGAGCCUUGCCCCCCGAAGGAGGAGGACAAGCUGAUGAAAGAGGGCGGUGAGAAGGAGAAACCCCAGCCCUUGGAGCCUGCGUCUCCCCUCAGCAAUGGGUGCGCCCUCGCCAACCACGCGUCGGCCCUGCCGUGCAUCAACCCGCUCAGCGCGCUGCAGUCCGUCCUGAACAACCACCUGGGCAAAGCCACGGAGCCCUUGCGCUCCCCUUCCUGCUCCAGCCCCAGCUCAAGCACAAUCUCGAUGUUUCACAAGUCGAGUCUCAGUGCCAUGGACAAGCCGGCCUUGAGUCCUGCCACCGCGAGGCCGGCCAGCGUGUCCAGGCGCUACCUGUUUGAGAACAACGAUCAGCCCAUCGACCUGACCAAGUCCAAAAGCAAGAAAGCCGAGUCCUCGCAAGCACAAUCCUGCACGUCCCCGCCUCAGAAGCAUGCUCUGUCUGACAUUGCCGACAUGGUCAAAGUCCUCCCCAAAGCCACCACCCCGAAGCCCGCCACUUCCUCCAGGGUCCCGCCCAUGAAGCUGGAAGUGGACGUCAGGCGCUUCGAGGACGUCUCCAGUGAAGUCUCGACGUUGCAUAAAAGAAAGGGCCGGCAGUCCAACUGGAACCCUCAGCACCUUCUGAUCCUGCAGGCUCAGUUUGCGUCGAGCCUCUUCCAGACGUCGGAGGGCAAGUACCUGCUGUCCGACCUGGGCCCCCAAGAGCGAAUGCAGAUCUCAAAGUUUACGGGACUCUCGAUGACCACCAUCAGCCACUGGCUGGCCAACGUCAAGUACCAGCUUAGGAAAACGGGCGGGACGAAAUUUCUGAAAAACAUGGACAAAGGCCACCCCAUCUUUUAUUGUAGUGACUGUGCCUCCCAGUUUAGAACCCCUUCUACCUACAUCAGCCACUUAGAAUCUCACCUCGGUUUCCAAAUGAAGGACAUGACCCGCAUGGCCGUGGAGCAGCAAGGCAAGGUGGAACAAGAGAUCUCCCGGGUGUCGUCGGCUCAGAGGUCUCCGGAAACCAUAGCUGGCGAAGAGGAUACAGACUCUAAGUUCAAGUGUAAGUUGUGCUCUCGGACAUUUGUGAGCAAACACGCAGUAAAACUCCACCUAAGCAAAACGCACAGCAAGUCACCCGAACACCACUCUCAGUUUGUAACAGACGUGGAUGAAGAAUAGCUCUGCAGGUAUGGGUUUGCUCCCAGGUGGUGUGACGGUGGCCUUGGAGGAGUUCCUUGAAGGGAGAUGGGUCUCUUAGGCAGCUAACGUCUCCCCACACCAGAGGCCAGUAGCCUGCUGGAACAGGACUUAGUUUUACAAAGACUAGAAUAUGAUAAAUAAGUCCUAUCUGUUCUCUCAGUCUCUCCAGUGUAGACUUGGGCAUUAGCAUGAAAUGGGUUUAGGGAGAUGGAGCUCACAGAUUCCCGCUUCAUGAUUCGUGAUCCCCGUAGUUUCCCAAGGCCCAGCUUGCCAGGGCCGCCCAAGGCUACACGUCAUUUUAAUUAAUAAGUACUAAUUUCUCUCCCGUCCCAUUUCACCACCUCCCCUGCCCAUAGGAAUGCUAAUGACUUAGAAAGUGAGAAAGAAAAGGCCAUCCACAGAACAAAGACUGUAGAGUUCCUGGGGGCAGCCACUGUGCAGAUUUCUUAAUCAGCUUAUGAAUAGUUUAAAGUUGUCUUUAUCGUCAUUACUUGUAAUCAAUGCUUUUUGCAGCUACUGUCAGCACUCGCUCCCUUCUGCCCCCUUCCCUUUGCUCAUUCCUCCCUUAGGUUUCCCUUGAAUGAGCAUCUGCCCUGAAGUCAGAUGAUAGAAAAUAGUAUUCUCUGCACAACACUGAGAUGAAAAGAGAGGAGGCGUAUCUUCUUCUCUCAUCUUUGGUUUUCCUUAGGAUAGACUAAUUCCAGAGUCCACCUGUAAGGAAGAUGGGUGCGAGGCAUGCCCUUGAGAUUGUGUUUUACAGAAAGAAGCAAAUUACUUUCUGCCCACCCAUUGCCAAUGCACAUGGGUCUCCCAGCUUCAAGAUGACUUGCAUCGUGCAUCAUAGAAGCUCUUUGCCUUGUAAAGUCACCAGGGCCCAGACUGUCAAUGUCAUCCAGGAAAGAGGACAGAGACCAAGGUCAGAUACCUUGGCAGGCUAGUCACACUGGCCAUCUUCAAAUGUGUUCAAGGCUGGAUCUUAAAUCCCUUUUCUCUCAGUUUGUAUUUUCUCUGCUGCCUUUUCUCUUCCCUCCAUCAUGACACCACCCCAUGUGUUAGGGACCCUCACAUAUAUUCAGGGUGUCUUCCACCACAGGCCACACCCCAAGAUGAGGACCCACCCAAGCUUUGGCACUUGCUGGUCCAGUCUAUGUUGUGCUAGGUUACAGAUGAGCUCUUUUGAUUAAUUCACAAUAAGACACGAACAGCUACAAUAACAAGGUAGAAGCCCUCAUCAUCUCCGAUGGUCAGAGUGUUUGUUUUUCAAUAGGAGGCUUUUAGGUCAAGCCACAGAGGUAUGAGCACUUAGCAGGGUCCAGGUGGAGACAGGUGUGUAUAUAACGUGGCUUCAGGCUCACUUCCCAAUAGGGAGGGAGGCUGGCGGGGUGUGAGAUGGUCACAUGAAAUAAAGGGUUAAAACGUCAGAUCUGGGACUUUCAGUGAAAAUAUCUAAGAGCUUCUGAUAAAGGGGAUGCCAUCCCAUAAUUCCAAUGGCUCUCUGGGCUCCAAUGAAGACUAUUGUUUUGUUUGCAUGUUUUUAUCAUGAUAAUUAAAACGUGUUACUGGCA
Eptesicus fuscus (big brown bat) is the source of this 5512-nucleotide messenger RNA. It is a transcript of the gene TSHZ2, whose product is annotated as teashirt zinc finger homeobox 2. Bases 819 to 3926 code for a protein of 1035 amino acids. Lineage: Eukaryota; Metazoa; Chordata; Mammalia; Chiroptera; Vespertilionidae. Gene Ontology annotation, cellular component: nucleus. Gene Ontology annotation, molecular function: DNA-binding transcription factor activity, RNA polymerase II-specific; DNA binding. The record is from RefSeq and is a predicted model, not a curated record. Gene Ontology annotation, biological process: regulation of transcription by RNA polymerase II. The transcript has 2 exons.